UAGACCUGAACUUCCGCAUUGAGCAGGAAGAAGUCAACAGUCAAGAGAGACAGAUGCACAGAUCCACAUCCACACACCCUAAUCGACCCGUAUCUGACUGUUUCUUCUGGUGUUGAGCUUUAUUAGAGAAUAACACGUUGAGGUGGAACUGAUGUCCAUGAAGCUUGAAACUAACGGGUGAAACAAGGAUUAAAACAUUUGAAAAGAUGGAUGACAUUGACGCCAUGUUCAGUGAAAUGCUGGGGGAGAUGGACCUCCUCACACAGAGUCUUGGAGAGGACACAGUUCCUCCGGCGUCUCUCCCCAGCACCAACAAGGAAGUCAACUUAUCCAUCGGCUUCACUGACCUGAAUGAGUCCCUCAAUGAACUCGAGGACCACGAUCUGGAUGCGCUCAUGGCUGAUUUGAUGGCUGAUCUCAAUGCGACGGAAGAGAAACUUGCAGCUCAAAUAGAAGAUCUGAAGGAGCCAUCGCCGCCCCUGUCAGACCUGCCACCACCACCUCAGGGCCUGAGCACCCAUUCGGCCUCCUCCCUCGCUUCCCCGACGUCACCGGCGAGAAGCACCAGCAGCAACGUUAGCACCCCGGCCUCCACCUCCGCCUCCCCUUUACCACCUCCGCCCUCUCAGGCUUCUAAGCCCUCAAAGGAGGAAAUCGAGGCGCAGAUGAAAGCAGACAAAAUCAAGCUCGCUCUUGAGAAGCUCAAGGAAGCUAAAGUGAAAAAGUUGGUGGUGAAGGUGCUGAUGAAUGAUGGCAGCGCCAAGACUCUCAUGGUGGACGAGAGGCAGACUGUCAGGGAAGUCCUGGACAACAUGUUUGAGAAGACCCACUGUGACUGCAAUGUGGACUGGAGCCUGUGUGAGACCAACCCCGAGCUACAACUUGAACGGGCGUUUGAAGAUCACGAGAACCUGGUAGAGCCUCUCUCAGCAUGGACGAGGGACAGCGACAACAAAGUCCUGUUUCAGGAGCGGGGGGAAAAAUAUGAGGUGUUCAAAAACCCACAGAACUUUUAUCUAUGGAAGAAGGAGAAGAAAGCUCUGAAAGAGAUAAAAGACAAAGACAAGGAGUUGUUAAUACAGGAGAACUUCUGCGGGACUUCCAUUAUUGUGCCAGAUCUCGAGGGGGUUCUGCACCUCAAAGAAGACGGCAAGAAGUCCUGGAAACCCCGACUCUUCCAGCUGAGGGCCUCGGGAAUUUAUUACGUGCCCAAAGGGAAAACCAAGUCAUCCCGUGACCUCGUCUGCUUUGUCCAGUUUGACAACUUGAAUAUCUACUAUGGCAAAGACUUUAAGAGCAAAUACAAAGCCCCAACCGACUUCUGCUUUCUUCUGAAGCAUCCUCAGAUCCAAAAAGAGUCUCAGUACAUCAAGUACCUCUGCUGCGAUGAGGCUUGGUCCAUGAACCUUUGGGUAACAGGAAUACGGAUUGCAAAGUACGGUGCGUCGCUGUAUGAAAACUAUAAAACCGCAGAAAGGAAGGCCGCCGUCAGCUCCGUGUGGACAAACCGCAGCACUCCAUCGAGCUCCAAUCCAUCAACGCCUUCACCCACCAUCAAAGCCAAAUCGCCAAACCAGGCCAAUGGUCAUGCGCCCAAGCCCCAAACAGGACCUGUUUCUGAGGACUUUGGACAUGUCCCACCUCCACCUCCACCUCCACCUCCACCAUUGGCAGAGAUGCUUCCUCCACCACCCCCAGACCCACUCCUCCCUCCUCCACCACCUCCUUUGGCUGGCAAGAAAUCUACAAAACCUGCCCUCCCUCAGCGACAACUGCCAACCAACUUCCCUCAGCCUCCACCUGCAAUGGACAACCUCCCUCCUCCACCACCGCCCCCAUCCAACGACGAGGCCCCGCCAGACUUCCUUCCACCCCCUCCUCCAGCUGCUGGCUUUGGUUCACUGCUUCCUCCUCCGCCACCGAUGAACUCCCUUCCACUACCGCCUCCCCCAGUGAGUUUUGGGGGUAUGGACCAGUCUCUGCCUCCACCACCACCAGAUCCAGGGUUUUUACCUCCGCCUCCACCAAUGUUUACAGGGGCCGGAGGGCCACCUCCGCCACCUCCUGCUUCCCCAAGAGCAGCUGUACGGCCUCCUGGCUCGGUGAGAAAGAUGCCUCCUGCUCCGCCAAAGAGGUCUACACCAUCGCGAGGUGGAGGUGGAGGAGGAGGAGGAGGAGGAGGAGGGGACUUUAUGUCAGAAUUGGCGCUGGCCAUGAACAAGAAGCGUGGUGAUCAUUAACCUAGUUAUAAAAAAUAGCUUGACUCAACCACUCCUUACAUCAAUAACAGUACCGAACAUCUCCGACAUGAAGCCAGUGGAGAUCGAUACAGACUUAAUCUUUUCCAGUGAACAGAUGGCUCUCCAUCCAUCCUUUUUCUUUACUGCUUAUCCAAGACAUAAUCUUGCAUGAAUUUAAGUGAAAGGGUAAUUAUUUUCAAGACCAAACUGUUUGUUUUGUACAGUGUUGUGGAGAAGAAAACACAAAAAGUAUAAUGCGGUCCUUAUGGUUCAGAGACAUUUUUAUUGAAUUGUACAUAUUUGUGUUUGCAUGGAAGGCUGUAAAUAAUAUAAACAAAAUUGCCAUAUACAGAGUACCCGAUUAGUUUAGAAAUUACUAACAAACUAAAUAAAACUGUCAUAA
Messenger RNA from Anoplopoma fimbria (sablefish), 2643 nucleotides. RefSeq names its product amyloid beta (A4) precursor protein-binding, family B, member 1 interacting protein (gene apbb1ip). Gene Ontology annotation, biological process: signal transduction. Gene Ontology annotation, cellular component: plasma membrane; cytosol. The transcript has 14 exons. The record is from RefSeq and is a predicted model, not a curated record. Bases 207 to 2240 code for a protein of 677 amino acids. Lineage: Eukaryota; Metazoa; Chordata; Actinopteri; Perciformes; Anoplopomatidae.